AUGGGCAACGCCCUAGCCCUGUGCUGGGGCGUCGUGCGCAUUGCUUGUUAUCAGGUAUGCAAGAUCUGCCUGCCGGCUGAGCCGCCACCUCGCCCCAUCUACGAUGUUCUGUGCUUGGGCAUGGCUGGCACUGGCAAGUCAGCCCUUCUCGCGGCCCUCAAUCAUGAGCCGUACACCGACCUGGAACCGACCAAGGGCUUUGCCAUCAAGCCCGUGCUCACCUCCAAGGUGCAAUUCAACGUGAAAGAGAUUGGUGGUGCCGACAAGAUGCGAGCCUAUUGGGCACGAUUUUAUGCGGACAUGCAAGGCUUGGUCGGUCUCAGCUCCCGGGUGUGCUCUUUACGAAGCUGCACCCGCUCAUCUUUCUCUGCCCCCGCUCGGCUGUCACAGAUUUUUCUCUGGGACGACCAACAUCAGCCCGAUGAAGCUUUGACCGAAUUUGCCCGCGCCGCGGAAGCCUUACAACGACCGCAACUAUUGUUAAUUGCUCGCUCCGGUCCAGAGUGGACCCCUGACGCUGUGCGCGCCAAGCUCCCGCCGCCUCGUCGCGACGACCCGCGCCUGGUGGUAUGUCGAGUUGACUGCGCCGACUUGGAGAGCCUCCAAGCUGCCUUUGAAAGAUUUGCCGCCUUUUAUGCCUAA
Molecule: messenger RNA, 642 nt
Organism: Monosiga brevicollis MX1
Lineage: Eukaryota; Choanoflagellata; Craspedida; Salpingoecidae
Exons: 3
Coding region: 1-642 (213 amino acids)
Molecular function (GO): GTP binding; GTPase activity
Source: RefSeq, a predicted model, not a curated record